AUGUAUGCAAAUCUUGAACAGCAAUUAGAAACUAUCGAACGAAAUAGUAUAGGAUGGAAGUCAUUAACUUUCUACGAUCGAUCGUUAUUACAACAAUUAAGUACAUGUCUACAAUCGUGCUUAGCAAUCACACCGGAAGAUUCGUUUUUGAAUCUGGUUAUGAAUCAACGUACACAAGUUUUUGACAUGUUCGAAUGCAUAUCUACACAUUUAUUCAAACAAUGGAACCAUCACAAACGUUCAUUAGUCAAUGAACAGAUGAAUUACUUGACGCUCGUAGGAAAAUUCAAUCGACGAAUAGCAUUGACCUUGCAAAACGAUAAUGAUGAUCCUUAUAGUAAUGAAGAUGAUGACGAACAAAAGAACAGCAAUCUUGAACAGCAAAAACGUGUUCGAGAGUUGUUAUUUGAUAAUAAUAAUGAUCUAUUUGUUCUACUUGUGGAUAUGUUGCCACGAAUAAGUGAACAUGAUUUCGAUUUCAUCGAUAUGAUUCUACCAUGGUACGAAUCUUACAUAUUUUUCGAGCAUAGUUAUAUCGAUUCGACAUUAGAUGACAAGUUUCUUAGUUUUAACCAACAAAUUAUUCAAUGUUUGAAGUCCAACGAAUACGAACGAAGUUUACUAAUAUUCGAACAUGAUCAAACGCUGAUAACAACUGUUCGUCAUCGAUUUUAUUUAGGCAUAUGCACAAUGGCGAUGGGUGUUCACGUUAAUUGUGACGAUAACGAAUGUGAUGACGCAAAAAACCUAUUAGAGUCGUAUCUGUCACGUUAUAUUACAUUUAUACAUCAUCUUCUUCAAGAUGAUCAAAUCAAUUCAUUGAAUAAUUUAAUUUGUAUAACGGGUAUUAUAUCAUAUUUAGUUAAUUAUACACUAAUUAUCGAGAAUGAUACUAACCGGCAGUUUCUGAUUGAUUUGUUUGUGCUAGUUUUGAAUGAAAAGUUCUAUGGAAGCAUUUUUGCUAAUUGGUCAACGUAUGAAACGAUUCUAAUGGAUUCAGUGAUAUGUUAUUUGAUUAUUUAUUGUUAUGAUGAUCGUUUAUUAGUUGCCGAGAUGAUUCGAACGGAUAAAAAUUAUGUUAAAAAACUCGAACAUUUGAUAGAUCAGGCUCAAAAUGCUGGUAAUCGUCGUAUAGCAAUCAUGACACAGUUGUUCCUACUCAUUCUAACAAGUUGUACAAAGAAUUAUGAUUUAGCAGAGAAAUUCUUUCUCUUGUGUUUAACAUAUAUUCAAAUGUCAUUGGAUAAUACACAGUCGUACCAUUAUAAUCGCAUACCGAUGAGUUUAUUUUUCAAAAGUAUUUUACAUAUUAUGAAGUACGAACCGAUUCAAGAGAUCAUUGCUCAACACUAUCUGAAUUUAUUCACGGAUAUUCUUAUUAAUUAUGAAAAGAAGUGUUUACAUGAAAACAUUAUUUAUCGUGAGUGUGCGAUGAUUGCAUGUACGAUCCUAUGGUCAUUGUCGUUCAAUGAAAACAUUCGAAAACAGUUGAAGCAUUGUGAUAAAGACUUCUUCGAUGUUUUACAAGCGAUUAACACGAAUACAAAUGAAUCGACGGUGAAACAAGCGACAUGUGGGUUACUCUACAAUCUAAAUCGAUUAGUUUUUGAUCGAAAUUCUUCGACAGCAAAUGAUAAUUUCGGGAAGACAAUCGGAAUCAGUUAUGAUUCGUCUGAUCAAGCAACCGUCGUAAUGAUCGAACAGGAACUAAAUAAAAGUGGCUAUCGUGUAUGGACAAAUUAUGAUCAUAUGGACGAUCAAUUCGUUCCCACAUUUGUCUCACUGAUGACCAGUACACAAUAUUUAAUUGUUUGCCUUAGUGAUAUGUAUCGAAUGAAUAAUCGUUGUCGUACCGAACUUCUCUAUGCGACAGCGUCAGGUCAUCAUGUUCUUUCGUGGAAAGUCCAAAUUCCUACGAAUGAUCCAGAAGAGAACGAGCGCGUUCGCGUUCGUGCUGUUGAGACGUUGCUAAAACGUAUUACAUCAAUUGGCACCACUAGUCAACAGGGUGCAGAACUAGGAGAAGUAGCGAUUCAUAUGGAGAAACACUCGACACCGACGAAUUUCAAUCGUCGUCGACGAACGAAACAAAUCAUGAACGUAGAAAACUGGACGAACGCAGAAGUCUUAGCAUGGUGCGAACCAUUAAACAUGCCGGGUUUUUCGAAACUAUUCGCACGUUUUGAUGGUCAAAGUGUACUUAAACUGUACGAAUUCUGCAAACAGAAUUCUACUGAAACCGUCGCAGUUUUAAAUAACGAUUUGCAUAACAUAUGUAAACAAGAGAAUGAAGUUGACAUUCAAAUAUCCGUCCAUGAAUUUAUACGUUUUCAAAUCGAAGUGGAAAAAUUGAUCACACCAUCGAUCAUGAGAGGUUCGGCAUUAUCACUAUCGUCAUGGAAAUCGAGUCUACCGAAAAAACGAUUGAAGAUUCGCACGUGUUCUAUUCUUUAG
This is a messenger RNA of Adineta ricciae, 2454 nucleotides long. NCBI's taxonomy places the organism in Eukaryota, Metazoa, Rotifera, Eurotatoria, Adinetida, Adinetidae. The record is from the annotation of a GenBank genome assembly.